AUGGCAACAGUCACUAAGUCUGAUGCCAAUGGAACCCCCCUGCCGAAUCAAAUGCUGGAUGCAAACAAUCACAUCACCAUCUUCCAGAAUAGCUUUAUCGCAGAGGGUGUAACCAUCAACAUAUCCUUGAGUAACUGCGACAGUUCCACUGUGACCAAGCUGGAAUACAUCGCUGGCAUUGCUGGAACUACUGAGCCCAUGUCCUCGCAGCCUCCGUUAGCAAGACAGUUGGUACCAUUAGAAUAUGGUCGUGAAAGCGUCAUAUUCAAUGGCAACACUUUUGGCCAAUAUGUCAUGAUAAACAUUGGAUCCCAUAAUUGCACAGGAGCUAUCAAGCAAACUGCUCUUCCUAAGACCUCAAACCAAGAAUGA
Molecule: messenger RNA, 372 nt
Organism: Suillus discolor
Lineage: Eukaryota; Fungi; Basidiomycota; Agaricomycetes; Boletales; Suillaceae
Exons: 3
Coding region: 1-372 (123 amino acids)
Source: RefSeq, a predicted model, not a curated record